Molecule: messenger RNA, 441 nt
Organism: Rhipicephalus sanguineus (brown dog tick)
Lineage: Eukaryota; Metazoa; Arthropoda; Arachnida; Ixodida; Ixodidae
Exons: 3
Coding region: 1-441 (146 amino acids)
Source: RefSeq, a predicted model, not a curated record
AUGGAAUAUGGCUGCUCUGACGACAGCGAUGGUGAACUAUCAAGCGGCGGACAGGAUGAUUUCCCACCUCGGUCGGCUCACCCUAACAUUAGUUCUCCAGGUUGGCCUCGGAGCAGCACCCCCAAGCCAGACAAAAGCUUCUAUCCAAGAUGCACACCACCAAAGAAGUUCCCUACUUCAGAGGCAACCCCUGAGGCACUGCCACAUCAACAAAAUGUAGAUGCCACUGUGGAAGCACAUGCCUUUGCCAGACAAAUUUUGGAGCUGCAGCUGCGCUCUGUAUCACUGCACCAGGAGCUGGCAGUGAGCUGGCUUCACCAGAUGAAGGAAGCCAGUCAAAGCAUGCUCAAAGAUCAACUUGACACUCACAGGACUAUCCUGGCUGAAGUCAAGCAACAAAAGACUGUUGUGGAGCACAUCAUGGUUGGCUUCUAUUUUUGA